Brassica rapa (field mustard) is the source of this 3477-nucleotide messenger RNA. RefSeq lists its product as uncharacterized. The record is from RefSeq and is a predicted model, not a curated record. Lineage: Eukaryota; Viridiplantae; Streptophyta; Magnoliopsida; Brassicales; Brassicaceae.
GAUCAUGUUCCAAGGUUAUACACUUAUUCAAAGUAAUUAAGUAGAAAUCAAUUGAAUGUACAUGUUCUUUUGCUUUGGUCUUAAUCUUUUUCUUCAGAUUAAUUGAAUCACUAUAAGUCAUUUUCCAUAUAGAUAUUCUCAGCAUUCAAGCAUUUUCACCUCCUAUUUUGUAAAUCUCUCAUACCACUUCUCGGAUUACUUGUUUCUCUGCGAUUCUGAGCAUUGCAUGCCUUCUAAUUGUCUCCAACAUAGAUACACUCGCCUUAGAUUUAGCUCUGAUAAAAAUGGCGUUGAAUGACUUUCUCGCGCUGGUGGCAACAUUCUAACAACAACUUCUAAGUCUAUAAUAUGCCAAGAACCAAGUCUUCGGUUCAUCCUUCAAAUCUUCAUAUAGUAUUUAAACUUACAAAGUUCCUUCUUGAACUGUGUUGGAUUGUAGCUUCAAGAUAGAUUUCACACCGUUGAUUUCCGAAAAUCUUUAUUCUUAUGCUUCUUCUUCAUUUUUUUGACAAUAUGUUUCACACACUGUCUAUGAUCAAGGUUUAGUAACUCAGAUUUAAUAGUUAUUAUGAAUCCGUGAAAUGUUACAUAAGUUAAUUUUCAGCCGUUAAAACAAGAUGUUUUGAGCACGAAUACUGAUUUACUUGCCUGUAAGCUAUUGGAUACAAGGACAAACUUGUUGCCAUCUCCAAGACUGAUAUCAUGCUGAGUCACUUGAUAAACCAUAGCCAUGUAUCCAGUCUCGUAUUGUACCACAGCCGAAGCAAACUACUAUAGCUGAUUAUUAGUGUCAUGUCCUACACAAUAAGUAAUAUAUUUUCAUUGCGACCUUUAAAAACAUUUCAUCAAGCCUUAUGAUUGGCUGAUAAUACCCUCUUCAGCAGCUUCUCAAAUCAAACAUAGAACCGAUCACAUACAUCCUCUUCAGCAGCAUUAUAAAUGGUAUCAAGAAAUACACUUGGACCCGGGUUAGUCUUCUGAAUACUCUCACAUAACCUCAGAGAUGAGAAGACUGAUAUGCCUACUCCUUGCGAAGUUAUUUCAACGCUAAUAUUCUUCCUUUUUGUCAUUGAUUCCUUGAUGCUAUUAGUUUCUACUUCUUCUUGAUAUGCUCUUGAAUAUUCUCAAGCAUUAUACGACUGUUCAAUUUAUCAAGGAAAAACUAGCUAUAACCGUACUUUUCAACGCUUACACAUUAGGCGUACAACUAUGAUAUCUAAGUUAAUCUUCAUCUUAUCCCACCUAACUUUCUGAAUGUUUCGACCUUUGCUCAACACAUUAUCAAAUACCGCCUCUUUGAACUCGAAACCCAACCAGCAAGUUGUUCCCACUUCUAGUUUUAUCGGAUUUUGUGUCUUCUAUCUCUAGCAUCGAGCUCUUCUUCCUUUUCAUUUGAGCUUUCAGAAAUUAUUUUCCUCCCAAUGAACUCUUCAUCCUCAAAAUCAGCGACUAAUUGCUCAAUGUCAUACUUGUAGCGAUUCUCAAUCUCUUCUUCCCUUCACCAUAAUUGAUAUUCUCAUUUGCAUCUUAUUUGUAUUCCUCUUUUUUUUUCAUCGUUGAAGUGUCAGCAUCAUGAUCUCUCCACUCUCAAUUUUUCUCUUCAUUAUAUGUCGUCAAAGUUACAAGAACAUGAAUCCAAGUUUCUUCAUUUCCCUCGUUGCCCUCCAUAGUCAAAGUAAGAGCAACGAAACCCAAUUUUUACCAUUUCCCUUUUUGUCCUCCACUGGCGAAGAUAUCGAUUCUCGAUUCUCAGAUGAGUACUAAACCUAAACCCACAAUUGUCACUCUCAUGAACUCGUGAUUUGUCUCGAAGAACCUUAACUGCCAAAUCUAUUUACUCUCAACAAAUACGUUGAGAGAUUUUGGCUUAUAAAUAUAUCCGGUUAGGGUGGAAUCCGAUUAGGGUCAUGAUAAGUUAAACCUGGGUCUGAUUGAUCGCGAUAUGUUUUUGGUAAACAUGAUUUGGGUAAUUGAAUGCAAUAACAUGGAAUGGAUAAAAAAUUUGGACAAACAAUCAAUUUUUAAAAAUAAAAAAUAACUUGACGGGUCUAAGAAUUUGGAUGGACCGCAUGUUGUUGUGAGUAAUACAUCAAGAAUAGUGAUGUCAAUCUCUAAAUCUCUUAUUAGUAAUUGCUAAUAAAACUUACAAACACUACUUAAGUUCAAUUAUACAUUAAUAAAAAUAAUCAGUUUAAUAAGCAAAUUAGGUAAAUUAUUUUCACAAUAUAAAUUUUUAAAAGGUUUUGUACAUUUUAGUACAUAACUUAAAUAGCUUAAACAACUCAAUACUGGACAUAGCAUUCAUAGAACAAAAAAUACUGGGGAAUAUUUUAUUGUAUAGAAAGGAAUAUGGUAAAUGCAGAAUGUGAGUCCAACUACAAAGAUACAAUUAUCUCUCUCUAUAUGGAAUAAUCGAUGUAUCUACCAAUGGACCCAAAAGCAAACACAACAACUACUAUUUUUUCUUUUGGGCACCAGACAACAACUACUCUUUUUCUUAUUUUUAUUUCACAUACCCGUACUUAUUUAUUUAUAAUUUUAUUUUGUUGUUUUUCAGCCUUUCCCUAGGCCACUAUUAACGUGUACUCUCCAAAUUCCACAAACCAAAUAAAGUUAUAAUCAAAGAACGAUGCUUCCAUUCCCCAACUACUACGUUUCAACACCAAUUAUGUCCGAGAAGAAGAACAUAAGCAGCAGCAGUAAUAGUAAGAGAAGAAAGAGGAGAUGGCCACCGACAGUCUUAUCUGGAGGGGGAAGAGGAGGGGGAGGAGGAGGAGGAGAUGAGUUAGCGACGGUGAAAGCUGCGGCGUGGGCUUGGUACCAAAGAAACGAAGGGAAACCAAUGAUUAGAGAAUUUGAUAUCACGACAAGAGCCACAAGAACACCUCGACCUUCGCGGUACAAGCUCGAAGCCAGCAAGAACAUGAUUUUAUCCGAGAAUAGGGUUUCAAAAUCCGACACUAAUCAUUUGUCGCAUGAAGAUCAAGAAACCAAGUUCUCUAGUCUUCUUGACCCUUAUGAGAUCAUGAGCAUCUCUAAAAGGAUUGACCAGGGAUCGUUACCCGCUAAUCCAACAAGUAGUUUCCGGCACGAUAUGCAGAAUAAGCUAGAAGAUGAUCAUAGUAAGAAGGAGAAUCGGGUUGUCACGAAAAUGAGCAUGAAAAACUUGUGGAAAGGAAUGAUUCUGAUGGCGGCUCCAAGGACAGUUUGUGGAAGAAGUGAUGACGUGGAUCUUGAGGCUUAUCGAGCUAACCCAAGAACAUUAAAGGUAGCACCCACGAGUGUCAAGACUCGAACCGACCGUCGUUAACUCUAUAGUCUUUAGUUAUUGUGUCUGGAUAUUUAAAUGUUAAAAAGGUCUUCUUUUAUACAACAUUUUAAGGAUUUAAGCAAGUUUUAUUGAUUACUCUUUAAGUCUUAACAGAACGUGGAAGUCACAAUUUCAUGAAUAGUAUCAGUACUAGAUACAUUGGAUUU